This is a messenger RNA of Manihot esculenta (cassava), 1197 nucleotides long. Its product is annotated as aquaporin PIP2-4. Gene Ontology annotation, biological process: transmembrane transport. The transcript has 4 exons. Bases 112 to 978 code for a protein of 288 amino acids. Lineage: Eukaryota; Viridiplantae; Streptophyta; Magnoliopsida; Malpighiales; Euphorbiaceae. Gene Ontology annotation, cellular component: plasma membrane. The record is from RefSeq and is a predicted model, not a curated record. Gene Ontology annotation, molecular function: water channel activity.
GACUUCCACACUCCAUCACAACAGCGUACAUCUCUUGGCUAUCUAGUAUCUACUAUCUACUAUCAGAACUCUCAUCUUCUCUACCCUCUUCUCUUGCCAAAUUCUUGCCCUAUGGCGAAGGACAUUGAAGUUGGAGGACAUGGAAGUGAUUUCCAAGCCAAGGACUACCAUGACCCUCCACCCGCACCAUUGAUAGAUGCUGAGGAGCUCACACAGUGGUCGUUUUACAGGGCUAUAAUUGCUGAGUUUAUAGCUACCCUGUUGUUUUUAUACAUCACUGUUUUGACUGUGAUUGGUUACAAGAGCCAAACUGACCCUACCAAGAACGCCGAUGCAUGUGGUGGUGUUGGAAUUCUUGGUAUUGCUUGGGCCUUCGGCGGCAUGAUCUUUAUUCUUGUUUACUGCACUGCUGGUAUCUCAGGUGGGCAUAUAAACCCUGCUGUGACAUUUGGGUUGUUUUUGGCGAGGAAGGUGUCUCUGGUGAGAGCUGUAUUGUAUAUGGUAGCUCAAUGCUUGGGUGCCAUUUGUGGAUGUGGGCUCGUGAAGGCAUUCCAAAAGGCUUAUUAUAAUAGGUACGGUGGUGGAGCCAAUGAGCUUGCUGAUGGGUACAGCACAGGCACUGGAUUGGGAGCUGAGAUCAUUGGUACUUUUGUCCUUGUCUACACUGUUUUCUCUGCUACUGAUCCCAAAAGAAACGCUAGAGACUCCCAUGUUCCUGUCUUGGCUCCACUUCCAAUUGGAUUUGCUGUGUUCAUGGUUCACUUAGCCACAAUUCCAGUCACUGGCACUGGUAUCAACCCAGCUAGGAGCCUUGGAGCUGCUGUGAUCUACAACCAGGACAAGGCCUGGGAUGACCAAUGGAUUUUCUGGGUUGGACCUUUCAUUGGUGCUGCAAUUGCUGCAUUUUACCAUCAGUACAUCUUGAGAGCAUCUGCUGCUAAAGCUCUUGGAUCAUUCAGGAGCAGUUCCAACAUAUGAUUCAGGGGGAAAAUGUUCUCUAUGCUUCUGAAGUUGAGAGUUUUAUCUGGUCCUUAAGCUUUGGGGCCUUUGGAAUUUGUACAUUAAUUAUGUAUGUUUGUGUGUGUGCUUGAUGCUUGGGCACUUGGUUUUAUUUGUGCCCAAAAUGUUGUUUCCUUUCCCUUUUUGUGGUCAUUGUAGUCAUGAUGAUGUUAAUCUCUAAUAAAAAAAAUUAUUUCU